Messenger RNA from Protopolystoma xenopodis, 564 nucleotides. The record is from the annotation of a GenBank genome assembly. Lineage: Eukaryota; Metazoa; Platyhelminthes; Monogenea; Polystomatidea; Polystomatidae.
AUGAAUUUCAUUUUAUUUUCCAAUUACAUUUGCCACCAUCACAGCUCACCAGUUCGAUUCACAGAUUGUGACUCAAGCUCAAAAGACUUCGAGACUUCGAGGGAUUUUUCACACCUUCCCGAUGCCGUGGCUCCUUGUUCUAACUCACCUUCCAACAGUUCUGACUUAGUGUCGACCGAAAUCGCCCUAGCGCAAGCAACAUCUUCAUCUGGCAGUUUGGAAGGAGCUUCAAGGAUCGCCGAGAUGUGCGGCUCAAAUUUAUUUGAGGCUCCUUUGCAGACGCUGGUUCUGGCUCGACAACUCGAUGUGCACCUACGAUGGAAUGCUCUGAUCACGGCGCAUGGGGCCUCUUCUCGUCAUGACCGGCUGAAAUCGGGUAUUCGGAGCAUCAUGUAUGUACAUUUUGCCACAAAACGCUACAGUCAUGCUGAGGCAGCACCAUCCCAAAUGACGCUUUCCCGUAGUAACUUCGAGAAAUUGCCAACAUAUUCUAAAAGUCAUAGUUCAGAAUCUUGCGGAAGACGAGUUUGGAAAGGAAUACAGACACCUAUUUUCUAUUACUGA